CACGACACCGACCAUAUUAUAGUCUGCCGAGGGCGAGAAGAGACUGCAAUUCCUCUUGUCCCUGCUUGACUCUUACCUCUUGCUCGAACGAUCCCGCUCGCGACAUGAGCUCGGAACCGCCAAGCGCGGAUGCUAGGCAAUCAGACAACUUGUGGAAUGACAUUCUCGUAGGAGCUCGAAGACACGGUGAUAGGCUGCCCUCGAAGCAUGUUUUGAUUCUAGGCGAACCGGGACAUGGCAAAUCGACCUUGAUCGAACACCUGUUCGACAGACGGACCUCCUCUCUGAACGCCUUUAGCUCCUCAUCCACCUCGGCCUCGUCGAAGCUAUACACGCCGAUCCAAAGGAUCAGCCAAGGUGUUGGUAGGAUCAAUCAGGGGCACUAUGUCAGGAAUACGGGGAGCAUACGAGCUCGGAAGACGGACCAGAACCAGAUUGAUGGGACCAUCAAUAAGGACCAAGAACCUACCAGUACCUCAGCGGGACUACCAGCGUUGAACGAAGAGGUCUUGAUGGACGAUAGACUACAACCGACGGAGGGUAUGGCAGUCGACUAUGAAUGGGUGGAAGUGAACGACGCGGAUAUAGAAAACGUCCCGCCCAUCUCAUUCUAUACGGCCCCAUCAUCCGAUCUGAAUGUCUUGAAAUCAUUACCAGCGGCAUUACCAGCUGGCUCUCUUCCGCACACUGCCGCCGUAAUCGUACUAGAUUGGACAAAACCUCAUACGAUCGCAGAAGAAUUGGCCCGGUGGUUAGCCUGGAUAGAUCAAUGGUCUACAGCAACAGCUUCGAGAGCCGAGGAACUGGAAGGACAUGACAAGCUACAAUCGCAUCUACAGCACUAUACCGAACCUCAAGCCCAGUCGGCAGCGGGACAGUCAGGGUCAGCUGACGGCGUGACUGCGGGGCCGACCUUUAGCCAGACGUAUCAAAACUACUCGGAUACCGUUUUACCGUUAUCCGCAGGCGUCUUAACGCAUAACAAGUGUGGAGUCCCUAUCAUUAUCGUCUUGACCAAGACUGAUCGGCUCGAUUCUGUCGGGGAUGAGCUCGUGUCCCGGGGAAUAGUGAAGGGCAAAGGGUUGACUUCAGCACCAGGCAGAGGAGGUCAAAAUACAUAUUCCACCUGGAAUUGGGACGAGAGGGUAGAUUGGGCCUUAGCGGCGAUUAGAGUGGCAGGAUUGAUGUACGGCGCGUCCGUGCUCUACACCACGACGGGGAAGCCGAAGACGUUCUCCACCUUGCGGCAACACAUCUUGCACCGCUUGUAUACAACACCGCCAGCGCUGCAUCCACAGCCAUCUUCACCUGUUGCUCAGUUCACGAACACUGCCAAAUCAAACUCGCAGUUCCCUUUUCCCUUUCGUGCAAACCAGCUUGAUCGAGAUUCCAUCAUGAUACCCGCCGGAUGGGACUCGUGGGGCAAGAUCGAGAUCCUGAAAGAGGGAUUCAGUUGCCAGCAAGUGAAUGGGCUAUGGGACACGGCACUAGGACGAGAGGCGCAGAGAUAUAACCAGAAGAAUGGACGGAAUGUCAGCGACGGAUUGCUGCAGGACGAGGACGAUGAGGGCAUCCAGCAGAUCUGGCAGGAUGUGAUCCCGGACCCUACCAACGAUACACAUACAAACGGUAACGCUACCCAAAAGACCCGGAGCGCGAACGAGCAAGACUUUCUCACUCGUCAGCUCGAAUCGCUGCUCAAGGACCCGCAUCGAGACCCUCGUCGUGCGCUUCGGCAAGCGGCUCUUGCGCCUCAGACGCCGACGACGGGCCGGAACCCGAGCUUUUUGGGUGAAAGUCUCGGUCUCGGUCGAGCUACGCCUGGGAUUGUCGGGCCGAUGUCGAGUGAUGGGCUCAGCAUGCCCAACGUCGAAUUGGCCUUUGCCGCCAUGGAAGGUCGAGGUGGACCAGACGACAGCAUGCAGACGCCUAGCAUGCCGAGAAGGGAAUCGCGGCAAGCGGUACAAUCUACCACCUCCAAGCCUCUUGGUACAGACAUUUCCGCCAACACGGCUUCAAACGAAGUGCUGAACAACUUCUUCCAGGGCUUGAUCGCUGGACGACGUACGCCUGGCUCAACUCCGGGAAAGGACGCGGCAUGAAGGGCGUGGCACAAGUUCAGAAUGGCUGAUGACCAAUGCAUGAAUCCUUUCUCCCUUUAUGGGCAUAUAACGACGAUGUAACGACGCGCGCCAGGGACACCCGAUCGAGAGCACAUAUAUAUACAU
This is a messenger RNA of Filobasidium floriforme, 2228 nucleotides long. RefSeq lists its product as uncharacterized. Gene Ontology annotation, cellular component: cytoplasmic dynein complex; centrosome. Gene Ontology annotation, biological process: microtubule-based movement; microtubule cytoskeleton organization. NCBI's taxonomy places the organism in Eukaryota, Fungi, Basidiomycota, Tremellomycetes, Filobasidiales, Filobasidiaceae. Bases 105 to 2102 code for a protein of 665 amino acids. Gene Ontology annotation, molecular function: dynein heavy chain binding. The record is from RefSeq and is a predicted model, not a curated record. The transcript is spliced from 11 exons.